Epithele typhae is the source of this 585-nucleotide messenger RNA. RefSeq lists its product as uncharacterized. NCBI's taxonomy places the organism in Eukaryota, Fungi, Basidiomycota, Agaricomycetes, Polyporales, Epitheliaceae. The transcript has a single exon. The annotation marks the transcript as partial. The record is from RefSeq and is a predicted model, not a curated record.
AACCCUCGCGACGAGCUCUCCCCGAAAGUUCGCGUGUUUCUCGAAAAGGCGGAAAAUGUUGGGUACGAUUUUGCCUGGGUGGACACCUGCUGUAUCGACAAGACGAGCAGUGCCGAGCUGUCUGAGGCCAUCAACUCCAUGUUCCAGUACUACUCACAUUCCGCCGUCUGCUACGUCUAUCUCAGUGACGUCCCAUCCAUCCCAUACGGAGAGAAGUUUCGGGAGAGCAAAUGGCAUCUUCGUGGAUGGACGCUUCAGGAGCUUCUCGCGUCCACUGUGGUGUUCUUCUUCUCCGACCAGUGGGAACUUCUCGGCAACAAGAACGACCUUGCUCAACUCCUGCAAGAAGCAACCGGGGUUCCAGUCUCUGUUCUACGCUCCGAGACUGAAAUCCAACACACGUCCAUCGCCGAGCGGUUGUCUUGGGCGUCAAGAAGGGAGACAACCAGGCCGGAAGACAUCGCGUACUGCCUGUUCGGGCUCUUUGGGAUCAACAUGCCGGCCCUCUACGGUGAGGGCGGUGAGAAGGCGUUCCAUCGGCUUCUGGAAGAGAUCAUGAAGACGUCGCGCGACGCCUCCAUCUUU